AAGAUUUUUACGAUGACUAGCUAGACUAUGCAAACAGGAAGUGAUUGCCAUCUCUUUCUUGGCUACAUUUUAGUAGUACUUUAAAAGAUAGAUCUUGUCUUUCAUUAUUUGUGAAGGGAAAUGGAGAUACAUCUUUGCAUAUUGCCAGCGAGAAAGGAAACUUACCUUUAUGUAAAAUAUUGGUGGAAAACGGUGCGCUUAUAAACUCAAAUGAUGCCAAAGGGAUGUUUCCAUUACACAGGGCUGCAAUAGAGGGACACGUUGAUUGUUUGAAAUAUUUCAUCAAUAAGAGUUGUUUUUUCACUAACUGUGGAACGUCCUUGCUACUUGCCUGUUGCAAUGAACGACACGAAGUUAUCGAGUUUUUGUUGAAUAUGGGAGUAUCUGUGACUGCUCGAAGUAUAAUGAUGGAUACAUGCCUACACAUUUCCGUCAAGAGGGGUGACGUGUGGACUGUGAAACUGCUAAUGGAGAACUAUUCAGAAGACUUGCUUGAACUAAGAGACAGACAUGAAAGAACUGCAUUACAUUUGGCUGCCAGUAAUGGGAGUAGCGAGGUGAUGAAAAUUUUACUAUCAUUUCAUUCAAAUGUUCUGGCAAUUGAUGAUUGUGGUAAAAAUCCUCUUCAUGUUGCUGCUGAAAGUGACAGUUUGGAUUGCGCUCGCUUACUUAUUGAAGCAGAAAGAGAUUGCGUGAAUUAUACAGAUUUUCUGGGACGUACAUCUCUUCAUUUGGCUGCCGUUAGAAGUAAAGAUGAAAGAUUUAUUAAACUGCUUUUAGAAAACGGAGCAGACGUUAAUGCAAGAGACGACAGUCGAUGGACACCAUUGUUACAUGUCGCCUUCAAAGGUUGCCCAAUGGCCUCUGGUUUGCUCAUUGAUUAUGGAGCAAAACCAAAUGAAUGGGACAAAAAUAGGAUGACCGCGUUAAGCAUAGCUGCUAGUCGAAAUAAGUCUGUCGUUGUGAAGGUUUUGUUGGAGAAAGGAGUCGAUCCCUCGAUACGUAACAGUGAAGGACAAAGCUCUAUGGACAUUGCAUUAAAUGAGCGCUACCAUGAUGUUUGUAUGGUGAUUGCUAAAAGUGAAAAAUGGAGAGAAGCUUUAGCGUCUUCUAAAACAAUGCAGAAAUGUUUGGAUGUUUCCCCUGAAGUUGCUAAGGUUAUCCUUGAUAAAUGUAUAGAAUACAACGGACGAGAAAUAGAUAAAAAUUACAAGGUCACGUACCAUUUUGAUCUUCUUGAUCCCCAUCCAGAUGAAAAAAAUGAUUAUUAUGGUCCACAGGUGAUGAAAAAAGCGCGGCGAAAUGAUCUGUUGAUUCAUCCACUUACAAAGAAGUUAUUACAAGUGAACUGGCAACAUGGUGUACGAUAUUGUUACUACAGUGAGAUGUGUCUGCUUGCAGUUGUCAUGAUAUUGUUGACUUUUUUUAUGGUAAAUUUGAGAAAGUUGAUUGCAGAUUGUUAUCUUUCAUCAAUUAAACAAAACAUUUCCGACGCCUUUUUUACCGAUGAUGAAUUUUGUUCCGAUAAGUUUGUCUCGUUUUGGCAUCUAUAUUACAAUGUUCUUGGAGGUGUUGUUGACGUUGAUUCAGGCCCGUUCACACGAUCCGAUUUGUCGAAUCCUAAAAGAAGGAUCGUGUGA
Molecule: messenger RNA, 1640 nt
Organism: Xenia sp. Carnegie-2017
Lineage: Eukaryota; Metazoa; Cnidaria; Anthozoa; Malacalcyonacea; Xeniidae
Product: ankyrin repeat domain-containing protein 16-like
Exons: 15
Coding region: 225-1640 (471 amino acids)
Molecular function (GO): protein binding
Source: RefSeq, a predicted model, not a curated record